This is a messenger RNA of Rhipicephalus microplus (southern cattle tick), 1549 nucleotides long. RefSeq lists its product as uncharacterized. Gene Ontology annotation, molecular function: heme binding; oxidoreductase activity, acting on paired donors, with incorporation or reduction of molecular oxygen; iron ion binding. NCBI's taxonomy places the organism in Eukaryota, Metazoa, Arthropoda, Arachnida, Ixodida, Ixodidae. The record is from RefSeq and is a predicted model, not a curated record.
UUCAUGAACUGGACCUAGAGCGAUACAAGAAGUACGGAAGAGUUUAUGGCAUGUUCGAAAGUGGAAAGCCGUCACUGUUCGUGGCAGAGCCCGAGCUUCUCAAGCAAAUUCUGCUAAAGGAUUUCCUUGUCCUUCCCAACCGACGUACCGUCAAUUUUUUCGAACCGUUGUUCGACUACAUGCUCAGUGUGAUUCCCUACCCUCGAUGGAAAACAAUACGGAAGUACUAUUCGCCAGUGUUCACAUCUGGGAAAUUCGCAAGAUGGAGCAUCAAAUCGAAGCCUGCACCAAGUCUACGAUGAGCCAUCUUCAGAAAGCGGCUGAAGAAGAACGCGAUGUUGAACUGGGACAUUUCUUUGGCAACUUCUCCUUGGACUUGAUUGCCCGGUACGCUUUUGGAACUUGUCUCGAUUCCCAUUCUGAUAAGACCAACGAUUUCGUGACCUACGCGAAGAAGGUGUUCGGCACGGACUUCUCGGUGUCGCUCAUCGUGUACUUUCUGCUACCAGGAGUGGCAAAGUUCUUCAGAAUGAAGCUGUACAACCCAGCUACUCUUGGGUACUUUAGGAGUCUAUGCCAGCGUGUGAUCAAGGGCCGUCUGGAUUCAAAAAUUAGGCAAGAUGAUUUUCUGCAGCAAAUGAUCGACUCUCAGCAGGGAAAGUGGGUGGGAGACUCUUCAAAAGAAACAACGGAUGCGGAAGAAAAAAUAUUCGACGUGGAUUCCAAGUUGGUAGACUCAGAGGAAGUCCCAUCAAAUGCACUGAGUGAAGAUGAGGCCAUGGCUCAGUGCUUCAUGUUUUUAGUUGCUGGACAACAAACGACAUCAUCCGUGGUUGCCUUCACGCUUUACAUGCUAGCGUUGAACCCCGAAGUUCAGGAGAAGCUUCGAGAAGAGGUCGAUCUGUGCGUUGCAAAGGGUGAGCACCCGGCUAUGGAAGUAGUGGCGAAGCUGGAGUACUUACACGGAGUAAUAUCUGAGAUACUGAGGAUGUUCCCGCCAGCGUCCAGACUAGAGCGGGAAACGACCAAGGACUAUGCGCUCGGUGAUACUGGUAUUCGGGUUCCAAAAGGUUGCAUCGUUGCAGUUCCGUUGUAUGCGAUGCACCAUGACCCCGAGUACUUCCCCGAUCCCCAUGAAUUUCGCCCAGAAAGGUUCAUCGGAGAGAACGCCACAAACAUACGGCCAUACACGUACCUCCCGUUUGGAGCUGGCCCUAGAAAUUGCGUGGGAAUGCGACUGGGCCUCCAGGCCUCCAAGAUGGCUGUCUUCCAUUCAGUCCGCAUCGCACGAUUUGUUCGCACUGACAAAACAAAGGUUCCUUUGGAUUUCUUUAAAGGAUACGGCGUCAUAUCUUCUUCAGACAUUACCGUUGGAGUCCGCAAGCGUGCUGCUACAAACAAAUAAAACAUCCAUAAUUAUUUUCAGGGUACAUAGGUGCCAGCGCUGUUGCUCAUAUACUUGUAAUAUCGCUGCUCGUUAACCUAUGAAUGUUAUGUCACGCUUUUACAGUAAAUAUAAGAGCAUUGCUCUGAGAGGAAAUGCACUUCA